GCAUACGUAUGUGUUGACUAUUACGCUUUAACGGUAUCAAAAGUUUACACGCGGUUGUGUAUUUCGGUGGAUUAUUUAAUUGUAAAAAAUAUCAAUUUCGUUAUUAAAAGAUGACGAAAAUUAAGAAAGUAAAGCGAAGAAAGAAGUAUCGUGUGAAUGUAAAUCGAAAAAGACUACGAAAUAAGUUACAAAAGUUACCCACGAUAGAAUGUGAUACAAUAAAACAAGAAUGGGAAAUUUCUAAAUCUACACGUACUAAUCUCAAUGAGAUGGGUUUAGCAUAUGAUCCAAAUGAAGUAUUGCCGAUUCCUAAUGUAAAACGGGAUUUACUAGAAGAGGCUAAACAAAAAUUUAUGUUAAGUGAUUUACAAAAUGAUAGUGAAGCCGAUGACGUAGAUACGGAAAACAAACCAGCUAAAAUUCAUGUAGUUCAAGCUUUAGAAAUUGAUGCUAAAACACCUAGGGAAAGAAUGUUUCGAUUACCUAAUGGUCAAGUACAUUUUAUCACUUAUUUAUUAGACAAAUAUGGUGAAGAUUAUAAGGCUAUGGCACGCGAUAAGAAGAAUUAUUAUCAGUUAACUUGGAAACAAAUUCGUGCUAAAAUAAAAACUUUUAAAGGCAUUCCAGAACAAUAUAACGAAUAUUUAUCUAAGAAAAAUGCAACAUAAUAUUUAUUCUACCAAAUGUAGAAUUUCUGUAUUUCUAUAAAGUACGAGAUUUUGUAUAGAAAUCUGUAUAUUUAUUAUACGCGACUAAGAAUUAAUUUUUAUCACACAUUUACAUUUAAACAUUUUACUUAAUAAAGAAUGAAAAAAUAAAGGAAUGCAAUAAAUAUUAUACAUGACUUAUACAAAUAUGAAUAUAUCCCAUCAGAGCAAUAUGACAAUACUGUAUUGUUUUACUUUAUAUUUUAAAAACAAGAUCUGUUUAAUCAUUGUUAAGCGUUUUGCAGCCUUUUUUUUUUUUAUAAAAAAAGAGAGUAUAUUUUUUGUUUUCUCUAAUAUACUAUUUGUUUUUGUUUAUAUAGAUUAAUUGUGCAAACUUUGGACAAAUAAAAUAAAUAAAUUUAAAAAUAUUAAUUUUUCUUAAGAAGUAGCCAUAGAAAAUACUUUCUUUCUAAUAGCAUUUACAGACAAAUGAUACCAGGUAUAUUCUGUAGCUCCUGAGUGUAAAUCAGGUAAAGGCCUCGUUUGACACCCAAUCACCUCUACUUUAUGUUUGUGUGGAGAAAUACUUUGUAAAUCUAAAGCUUCUUUUACUUGAUCAGGUCUUAGUGCAUUAGAAGCAUCCUGUAAAUAAUAUACAACAAAAUGUCUCUUAUAACAAAUACAAUACAUAUUUUUAAAGUCCAUUAAAAAAUUUUACACAUUGUUUACCUGUUUAUUGGCAAUAACUAAUAUUGGUACAGUAUCCAUCCGUGAAUCUCCUAAUAAUUGCUUAAGCGUUGAAACAGCAAGAGAUAAUUUACUUGUGUCAGAUGCAUCUACCAUAAAUAUCAAGAGAUCAGUAUCUUGUAAGAAGGUAGACCAAUACUUUCUAUCAUUUUCAGCGCCUCCGACUGUAAAUCAUUAUUUUUUAUAACAAACUAAAUAUAACUUCAAUUCUUUAUGAUUUUUUUUUUUAAAUUUUAAUA
Messenger RNA from Vespa velutina, 1633 nucleotides. RefSeq names its product nucleolar protein 16. The record is from RefSeq and is a predicted model, not a curated record. Gene Ontology annotation, biological process: ribosomal large subunit biogenesis. The transcript has 3 exons. The coding region runs from base 111 to 668 and encodes 185 amino acids. Lineage: Eukaryota; Metazoa; Arthropoda; Insecta; Hymenoptera; Vespidae. Gene Ontology annotation, cellular component: nucleolus.